Messenger RNA from Aureobasidium subglaciale EXF-2481, 1546 nucleotides. RefSeq lists its product as uncharacterized. The transcript is spliced from 2 exons. Lineage: Eukaryota; Fungi; Ascomycota; Dothideomycetes; Dothideales; Saccotheciaceae. Gene Ontology annotation, cellular component: cytosol. Gene Ontology annotation, biological process: guanine catabolic process. Gene Ontology annotation, molecular function: guanine deaminase activity; zinc ion binding. The record is from RefSeq and is a predicted model, not a curated record. Bases 1 to 1410 code for a protein of 469 amino acids.
AUGUCGACGACCAACGGACAUACCUCUGGACAGACGAUUUACUUGGGUGCAUUUGCUCAUUGCACCGCUCUUCAGGAAGUCGAGAUUUGCGAGGCCGGAGCUAUUGGUGUCGAUUCAGAUGGCAAGAUUGCAUUCAUCGAGCGAGACAUUGGAGACAUUCCAGCAUAUCAACUACGUGAGCGAAAGGAAGGCUGGGAGCAUGCAAAAUUCGUCCAAAUACAAGACCAAGGUUUCUUCUUCCCUGGCUUCAUAGAUACACACAUUCACGCUUCUCAAUAUCCAAACUCUGGCAUCUUCGGGAAAUCAACAUUAUUGGACUGGCUAAACACAUACACUUUCCCACUGGAGUCGUCAUUCACAGAUCUGACAAAGGCUCGACGCAUCUAUGCUCGCGUCGUCAAUCGCACUCUAUCUCACGGCACAACAACAGCCUGUUACUAUGCAACCGUGCACGUAGAAGCCACAAACCUUCUCUCCGACAUAUGUCUAUCGAAAGGCCAACGUGCAUUUGUCGGCCGCGUCUGUAUGGACCAAUUAAGCCCAGACUACUACCGUGACGAAAGCACCGAAGCAGCAAUUGAAGCAACAGAAGCCUGCAUCGCACACGUCAGCAAAAUCGACCCAAAACACCACUUCAUCACCCCAAUAAUCACGCCUCGCUUCGCACCUAGCUGUAGUGAAGGAUGUCUAAGUGCUCUGGGUAAAUUGGCCAAAGAAACCGGUCUUCCCAUCCAAACGCAUAUUUCAGAAAACAAAUCCGAGAUUGAAUUGGUGGCGGAGAUGUUCCCGAGCAGUAAGUCAUACACCGAUGUCUAUGACAAGGCUGGACUGCUCAACUCAAAGACUAUUCUCGCACAUGCCGUUCACUUGACACCUGAAGAGCGUGCAUUGGUUCGUUCUCGUGAUGCAAAGAUCAGUCAUUGUCCAGCUUCCAAUACAGCAUUGACAUCUGGAGCGGCGCCUGUACGUGUUCUACUCGACGAAGGUCUCACGGUUGGUCUCGGAACAGACGUCAGUGGAGGGUACAGCCCCAGCAUCUUGGAGGAGGCCCGUCAAGCUAUCUUGGUGAGCAGACAUGUGGCCAUGGUCGAUGGUGAUGCCGCGAAGCUGAGCACAGAAGAAGCUCUAUGGCUAGCGACGCGAGGUGGUGCCAAAGUAGUGGGCCUGGAGAAUCGUGUCGGUGGCUUCGAGGUCGGCAUGGAUUGGGAUGCCCAAAUGAUCAGUUUAGACGUUGUUAGCGAAGACGGCGAGCUGGAAGACGCCCAGAACAAAGGGCCCGUUGACGUGUUCAUGUGGGAGAGCUGGCCAGACAGAAUCAACAAGUGGUUCUACGGUGGAGAUGACAGGAACACCGCAGCAGUGUGGGUAAAAGGUCGCUUGGUGCAUGCAACCCCAAAGUACAGAGGUUAAUGAUAAGACGACUUGGUCACUACCAAUAGAAGAUGCUCAGAUAGAUAAUCUUGAAAGAGCUGGAAAUCCAGCGUUGGAAUUUAGAACCACAAUUAUAUACACCACCCACUAAAAUUCAAUACGGCAUGGGUCUUGA